GCACGGUCACCCACACAGUAAAGAAGUUCUUCCUAGUGUUCAGGUGGAACUUCCUGUGCAUCAGCUUCUGCCUGUUGCCUCAUGUCCUGGUAGUUGGCACUACUGGGUCCAUCCUCUUGAUAUGCAUACCUAAGUGUUUAUCUCUCUUCAGCCUCUGGAGUGCUGUUUUGAAGAAUGUCUGGAAGUUUCUACUUCGUGAUAGUUGGUCAUCAUGAUAAUCCCAUAUUUGAAAUGGAGUUUCUGCCUCCUGGAAAAGUAGAGUCUAAGGAUGAUCAUCGUCAUCUCAACCAGUUCAUUGCCCAUGCUGCUCUUGACCUAGUGGAUGAGAACAUGUGGCUUUCUAACAACAUGUAUCUGAAGACUGUGGACAAGUUUAACGAAUGGUUUGUUUCUGCUUUUGUCACAGCUGGACAUAUGAGAUUUAUAAUGCUUCAUGAUGUAAGGCUAGAAGAUGGAAUUAAGAACUUCUUUAAUGAUGUAUAUGAGUUGUAUAUAAAGUUUGCAAUGAAUCCAUUUUAUGAACUCAAUUCUCCUAUUCGAUCUACUGCCUUUGAAAGGAAAGUCCAGUUCCUUGGGAAGAAACACCUUUUAAGCUGAAUAAAUAAAUUCGCUGAGUGAGUGUUUUUUCCAUAUUUUCCUGACUGUUUGAACUGUUAUUCUUCUGGUUAGUUCCCUGCAUGUUUGAGAUUCAUCUUCUGAAGACUGACAAAUUGGGUGCUGAAGGAACUUUUUCUUUUUGAUGGUACAGAUAAGAACAGCCAAACUUCUCUGGUUAAAAUAUGUUAUCUUAAGAAGUUUCCUUUUAUGUGGUAUGAAGAAGUUUUAAAAUGUCAGAGGCUGCACAGGUACAAACUAAGACAUUUGGGUGUCAACAUGCGAAGUGUAAGCCUCUUACAAAGGGUAGGAGGAAAUCAAAUCUACAUGCAAAAGAUGUCUCCAGCUAUCUGAAUUAAUAUGAGUAAAUGAGAAUUCUUGACUGGAAAACAUUGUGGUUAAUUUUGUUAUAAACUUUGCUACUUUCAUUCCUUCGCUAGAAAACUUACUCUGCAGACUAACCAGACUAACCUUACACUUUGUGAUAGUAAAUCAGGUCUCUAUUUAUUAAUGUGUAAUUGUGUGUAUAUAAAGUGCUCAAUAAAAAUAAAACAGGAUAGACAUAAAAGCUGUCUCCAGUAUUUCAAGAAGCUUUGAGAAAAAAAUUUAAAGUUUAAAAGCUUAUAAUUUCCAAUUUACCAUAUGUUUAGUGCAUGUUUAGCUACAGUAUUGCAUCAAUGAAAUGAAUGAAGUAGACCAGAACAGCCAUGUCUGCCCUGACAUUAAUUCUAAUUCACGCACAAAACCCCCCCAAACUAAAUUUACAUGUUUAAACACACUCCUUUCCAUUAUUUUUCAAGUGCUGAAAACUUUCUUUUUGCAAAUAUAUUUAGAGUAGGAUCUUUGAACCAUGAAACUCCAUUUGUUGAAGUUUCAGAAAGGCAUUAUUUGGCCUGUCUGGCUCCUAUUUCAUUGUAAAACAUGUUAGGGACCCUUUUGCAAAACUUACCAUCAUUCCAAAAUGGUAAUUUUUAAUAUGACAUAUAUGUACCUAAUAUUUUGUUUAGGUUUACAGUCCUUUAAGUAUUCUGUUCCUUUUUGCAAUAAAUCUGUAUAAGCUAUCUUCUUGUACUUUUUUUUAAAUGUCUGAAAAGUAAUUUCCAAAGGAAGUGGCAUGGUGUUCUAAGAAGUACAUAUUGCAUAGUCUGUAUAAUUAAAGGGACUACAUACGUGUGCUAUAAUUGUAUAGUCAGUUAUUAUUUCUACACUUACUGCUACACUGUCACUGUAAAAUAUACCAUGAGGAAAAAAAGAACAUGAUAUAAAGAUUGCAGUAUUUACCUUAAAUAAAACACAGAAUGAUGCACUA
Molecule: messenger RNA, 1903 nt
Organism: Pseudopipra pipra
Lineage: Eukaryota; Metazoa; Chordata; Aves; Passeriformes; Pipridae
Gene: TRAPPC2
Product: trafficking protein particle complex subunit 2
Exons: 5
Coding region: 175-597 (140 amino acids)
Biological process (GO): endoplasmic reticulum to Golgi vesicle-mediated transport
Cellular component (GO): TRAPP complex; cytoplasm; nucleus
Source: RefSeq, a predicted model, not a curated record